Saccharomyces eubayanus is the source of this 1704-nucleotide messenger RNA. RefSeq names its product tRNA (uracil) methyltransferase (gene TRM44). The coding region runs from base 1 to 1704 and encodes 567 amino acids. The transcript has a single exon. Gene Ontology annotation, biological process: tRNA methylation. Lineage: Eukaryota; Fungi; Ascomycota; Saccharomycetes; Saccharomycetales; Saccharomycetaceae. Gene Ontology annotation, molecular function: tRNA (uridine) methyltransferase activity. The record is from RefSeq and is a predicted model, not a curated record.
AUGACCGGAAACGAUAGUGCAACUACCUCAAAUAACAACCAGAAUCCACAUAAAGAUCACUUCAAGUUUAUUGUAAAUGACAAAAGUAUUUUGGGGCCUCAAUGGUUAAGUCUCUAUCAGACAGAUGGAAAAGUAGGGUUCGCCAAGUCUCAUUUCGAGCAGGCGAUGAUGAACGUUAUUAGAGAACCGAAUAUCAACUCCACAGUUAUUCUGAGAGCGGAUAUUUUGAAAGAGAUCAACCAUGCCUCAGAGGCUGGAUCUGAACUGAAUCCAGACGAGUCUGAAUUGAAAAAGUUUGAGAUCGAGAACAGUAAUGAUGGCGACGAGGAAGACGUGAAGAAGAUAAACAUUGAAGAUUUGAACAUAAGAUCAACCGAAACCUCUGAGGAUUUGAAACUGUCGCCAGUUCACGAAUUUGUGAGGAGAAUCAUCCCAAGGAACUUUUACAAAGAUGCCAUCAUAAACCAAACAUGUUUGAUACUAAACAGUGAAGACCCUGAAUUCCAAGAAUCCUCGUUGAUCAUAUAUACCCCACACAUCGACUCCGAAACGGAUUGUCCGUUUUAUAUUCCAAAAACGCAAACCGUGGGCAUUUUAUUACAUCAAUCAGUCCUUUCUGUACAUUAUAUACCCUUCCCUGACGACAAGACAGCCUUUACAGACGAAUCCGAACGUGUUGUAAGAACCGCUUACAGACUACUGCAAACAGCCAACAAACACUCUAAAGGUGUCAUGCAAGGUUAUGAGAAGAGAGUCAAUCAUGACCAAGUGGUAAAUAAAGUCAAUUUCCAAAAUACAUAUAUUGUGUUGAAAAAGAAAUACUCCAAAUUUUUAGUGGAAAACUGGGCGGAAUCGACCGACCCAAAAAAGCAUGUAUUCGAAGAUAUAGCCAUUGCCGCAUUCUUGAUAGAAUUAUGGAUCAAAGUGUAUGGUCCAGAUUUCCGUUCGAAAAUGCAAUUCAGAGAUUUGGGUUGUGGUAAUGGUGCUCUUUGUUAUAUUUUGCUAAGUGAAAAUAUAAAAGGGCUGGGUAUAGAUGCAAGAAAGCGUAAGUCUUGGGCCAUUUAUCCAUCCGAAGUUCAAUCAUCGUUAAAAGAACAAGUUAUAAUACCCUCUAUUCUUUUGAGACCUCACCCCGCUUUAAAAAGACAAGUGCCUCAUUUGGAGCAUAAUGGAAGAUUUUUCCCGGUCAAAGUCACACAUGAGGUGAUUGCCCCAGCAACUGUUGUGUAUUCGAGCGAAGACUUGCUAAAAUCUCCACAGGUCAGCACUGCUGAGUUCCCAUCAGACACUUUUAUUAUCGGUAACCACUCUGACGAAUUGACUUGCUGGAUUCCAUUACUGGGCCAUCCGUAUAUGGUCAUACCUUGUUGUUCUCACAAUUUCUCAGGUCAAAGGGUGCGUUUCAACGUAAGGAAGCGUGUGCCAAAAUCAAAUGAAAUCAAAAACCAAAAUAAUAGUAAGAGUACCUAUUCUGGAUUAGUGGAUCACGUUGAAUAUAUCUCCUCUCGCGUAGGCUGGAAAGUGGAGAAGGAGAUGUUGAGAAUACCUAGCACAAGAAAUGCAGCCAUUAUUGGUUUGGAGAAUGAAACUUUGAAGAACUUCCCAACGCAAGCGGUGUACGACAUGAUUUGGGAAGAUGGAGGAGCUGAAGGCUGGAUUCAAAACACAAUGACUUUAUUGAAGAGGAAUCCAAGGAAUCAUUGA